AUGGACUCACCCAACGCCAUUCGACUCUGCGUGGACCUCCUCCAGGAUGCCUUCGGUGACGUGGUGGCCAAAGUCGGGGAAAUGCUGUUGGAAAGGGGUCAGCUGACCAUCCGAGAGAUUCUGGCUUAUGGAAAGGAGGUGGUUGAUGAUGACGAUCUGACUUUUUCUCAGGUCCGCAAUGCCUUGUUGGUUCUGACGCAGCACGGCCUUGUUAACUUUCAUCCUUUCCGACAGUCGCAAGACGGUAAAGCCCACGUUCAGGUGUAUGCCAUAGACAUUGAGGAGGUUCUCGCGCGGAUCCGCUUUCCACAGUACCUGGAGUACGUCGGAUGCAAGUAUGGUCCGCUCGGGCAGGAGCUCCUGGAAGUGGUCUUCAAGUUCGGCCGGGUGGCACGACAUGUCCUCCUCAAGGAGGCGUCGGCGUCCGGGCAGUCACCGUCUCCAGAGGAGAUCCAGGAGGCCUUGCGGCUGUUGGUCACCGAGCGGAUCCUGCGCCCCGUCGACAGAGAUCGCUCCUCCUCGUCUCGCCCGGAAACGGCCGCGGCCUCGACCGCGGCGUCGUCUGCGGGCCCUUCCGGCCUGGCUCGCCGGGAGCCUCGGCCUGACAAGCGGAAGAGGCCGCGACUCGAGGAUGUUAUUUCGGCCGGCGCCGCGGAGCUCAGCCGAGAGGAGCCGACUGAGGAAGCGAACGAGAUGAAAGAUGCGGUAUACCGCUACGACAGGGUGAACCUCGACCUGUGCCUUCGGAAAACCGCUCUCUGCCGGCUGGUGGAGGAACAGUCGAGUGAGCAUGCAGCAACGGCGAUGCAUGCAAUGCUGCAUUGGGUGGUGCCGAACCAAAGCGGCGAAGGUGUGACGUCAAACUACGCCAACCUGGAACAGGUGUACCAGAAAAGUGCUGGCCUUCUCAAAGCUGAGGGUCGCGAUCCCGCGCGUGUGAAGGAGAAGUUGCGCAGUAACCUCGACAUACUUGCCAAACACCAAGACCAGAUCUUGCGCAAGCGGGUUGCUGCCAUCAAGGAGUCCGACAUGAGCGAGUGGAUUGUGGACUGGGAUCGUGCAUGUGAGUGUCUGCGCAGGAUGGCCCUCUCACAGUUUAUCCGGGAUCGCUUUGGAAAGAUAGGCUUGCGGAUCUUCAACCUGCUUCUGGAGGAGAGUCCUCCGCAAAGGCUGGAAGAGGCUUACAUCUUCAAAGCAUGCAUGAUUCCGAUGUUGGAUGGGCGGGAGCUGCUCCAGAGCAUGGCCAAAAACUCUGUCUUGUGCUGGCAGCAGGUGGCUCGGAGCAGUGAUGGUGCCGUUGCAAAUUCCGUUUGGCUCUACUACGUGGACAUACGCCGCAUGGUUCCCUCGAUGUUGGAUCUGGCCUACAACGCAAUGCUGAACCUGAGGGUAAGGUUUAGAGCCGAAAGUGCUCGAGUGGCCCCAAUGGAGAGCCGUGCCCUGUCCCUGGGCUCACGAGCCAGGCAAAGUCUGCGACAAGGCCGACGUGUGGAGGACCUCCUUGAGCGCUCCUUCUUGCUGCUGGAUGCUUUGCCACUGCUCUGCCGAUGA
Molecule: messenger RNA, 1551 nt
Organism: Symbiodinium sp. CCMP2592
Lineage: Eukaryota; Dinophyceae; Suessiales; Symbiodiniaceae
Source: the annotation of a GenBank genome assembly